GAAGAUGAGACCAUUCUUUUCAUUUGAGAACCACAUUCUCUCUUUCUUACAUUUUGUAUAUAUAAACACGCAAACACCUCUUCUCAUUUGUCCAAUAUACAAAGAUCAACUCAUCUUCUCCAACAACAAUCAUCAAAACCCACAAAAAACAAACAAGACAUAAACACAUAGAAACAGAGAAUCAACAAAACAAAAAAAAAAGGAUAUGACAAAAGUUUACCCAAAAUUCCCAAACACUUGCGAGGAGAGCUUGUGCGAUAGUAAAGCAGCCGUCGUUUUAACGGUGUGGAAGAAGUCACUUCUCUUCAACUGCGAUGGAUUCACAGUUUACAACUCCAAUGGAGAUCUUGUCUUUAGGGUCGACAACUACAUGAACAGUCCCAAAGAUAACAUCGUCCUUAUGGAUGCUUCUGGCUUACCUCUCCUCUCCAUCCGCCGCAAGAAGUUGAGCCUAGGAGAUUGUUGGAUGGUAUGCGAUGGAGAAACAGAGAGAGACCCAAUAUUUACGGCGAGAAAGAACGUUAACAUAAUAACAAACAGAAGAAGCUUGGCGUGGAUUAGCUCAAAGAAGACGGUGUUAUACGAGGUUGAAGGAUCGUACAGUCAAAGAAGCUGCAAGAUAUUGGACGAGAGGAGGAAUAAGAAGAAAACGGCGGAGAUCAAGAGGAAAGAGGCAAUGGUCGGAGGAGUUGCCUUUGGAAAAGAUAUAUUUAAACUUGUGGUUGAACCGGAGAUGGAUCCUCGUGUUGCCAUGGCGUUUACCAUAAUCCUCGAUCAAAUGUUUCGAUCGUAUUGAUUUUUCAUUUUAAGCUUUGUAAGUAUAAUAUAUAUUAGUAUCUUUUUUUUUUGUUAUGUAAUUGUAUGAAAUUAUGAAUGUGUUCUUAUGUAAUUGAACAUAGACAACUUUUUUC
Messenger RNA from Thlaspi arvense, 911 nucleotides. The record is from the annotation of a GenBank genome assembly. NCBI's taxonomy places the organism in Eukaryota, Viridiplantae, Streptophyta, Magnoliopsida, Brassicales, Brassicaceae.